This is a messenger RNA of Callithrix jacchus (white-tufted-ear marmoset), 10738 nucleotides long. The record is from RefSeq and is a predicted model, not a curated record. Lineage: Eukaryota; Metazoa; Chordata; Mammalia; Primates; Cebidae.
AUUCUUCUUCCUCAGGAAAAUGAGAAGCAGAGCUGGUUACCCUUGGCUGCUCAAGAGGCAUUUCAGAGUAGGAGAUGCAGUUGGAGGUGGGGAGGGGAAGGAAAUCGUUUUUACAUAAUGCAGCAUGGAGUAAAAUUAUUUUGGAUGGAAAGAACAGGGCUAAAUCUGGUCCUCUGGUGUCGAGAUGGAACACUGUGGAGUUGAAGAGACUCUGAUUCCCAGAAAGGAGAAUCAAGCAGGUUGACUCUCAGUGUGUGGAUUACAGGCAUGAGCCACUCCCAGCCACAUUAUCUUUUUCAGGAAGUUUGUGGGUGUCCAAAACCCUCAAGUGCCUCAUGAAACAUCCUAGUACCUUUACAUCUAUUUAUAGAUCACCUCUUAAUUUGAACUAUUUAGCAGGUGGCUAAAAACAUCUGUUCUUUAUUGAUUUUUUUUUUUUUUUGAGAUGGGGUCUCACUAUAUUGCCCAAGCUAUUCUCAACUUCUUUAUUGAUUUUUUUUUUUUUUUUUGAGAUGGAGUCUUGCUCUGUCACCCAGGCUAGAGUGCAGUGGCAUGAUCUCGGCUCACUGCAACCUCCACCUCCCAGGUUCAAGCAAUUCUCCCACCUCAGCUUCCCCAGUAGCUGGGAUUACAGGCAUGUGCUACCACACUUGGCUAAUUUUUUGUAUUUUUAGUAGAGAUGGGGUUUCACCAUGUUGGCCAGGCUGGUCUGCAACUCCUGACCUCAAGUGAUCUGUCCGCCUCAGCCUCCCAAAAUGCUGGGAUUACAGGCGUGAGCCACCACACCCGGCCUUUUCUUUUUUUUUUUUGGAGACAGGGUCUUGCUGUGUCACCCAUGCUGGAGUGCAGUAGCAUGAUUUCAUCUCACUGCACCCUCCGCCUCCCAGGCUCAAGCUGCUUUCUGGCCCUUCUCUGGCCAUUUGCCAGAGAAGAAGGGUAAACCCUGUAUUUAUCCUCCCAGGCCAUUUUUCUUCAUUCCCUCUGCUGCUGUUUGCAGAGAGUUGCCCUGAUUAUCAGGAGAAAAGAACCACAAGCAUCCAGAGAGUUUACAUCCUGCCUUCUGUGCUCUGCUCCUUCAGAAAAAUGAAUGCCAAGACAAUGGGCUCACACUGAAUUCGGGCUGGAAAGUGUGUUGCAUGCUGGUGGCCUGAUGCCAGCGCUGUUGAAACAAUUUCAGUUAUAGCACUGUGGUCUCCACUUUAUUUCUUGAUGUAUUUUGGCCGCUGCAUUUUUAUUGCAGCUAAAAGAGAUAACAGAAAGGAGAUACUGGCUGGCUGCUUCAGAUCAGCCCUCCAUGUUGUCAACACCUUGAUGAGGCUAACCCAGAGCUGCUUGAUCAGUCCUCCGCUUUGUGGGGCUAGGUACAGAAUUUUAUCACAGGAUUUUGUCCCACUCUCUGGGGUGACCCAGACCCAUGGGAACCAAAAUGCAGUUUGCAAAAGCUCAAGUGACUGAAGGAUCUAUAUACAAACAUAGUCAUGUGCCAGUUAAAAACAGGAUAUUUCUCUCAGGCCAGAUCAGAGACAUGGUUCUGAGUUCAGAAGCUCCUUGGUGACAACCCUUUAAAGAGGCCACCUUAUGAACAGGAUCACAAGUAGCUUAGCGAGCAAAGAAUGGGAACAAACCCAGUUAGAUGUGUUUAAGGAAUAUUUCCAUUCAGCUAGUACAGCCGGAUUAAUUCCUAUUCUCUGAAUCAAGGAUGUCUAGAAAACUGCCAUUGUGGCCUUUAAAUCUAAGGAGAAUCUCCUUUGGGCCAGCUGAAUAUACAAUAAAAAUGGUUGUUUCUUGGCCUUCCUUUAACUAUACUCCAUACAACCCACUUCAGAUUAGCAGAUCGAAUGUAUUACACAAUCCAUUUCACUUACAACUUCAUUUGCAUUAACUGCAUUCCAGUUCUGAGGACAGAUCCUAUUUGACCACCUUGAUUAGUUUAAGACACUCUCUAGUGCAAAACCCUCGAGUGCCUUUCUCUCUGUUUAUAGAUCACCUCUUAAUUUGAACUAUUUGGCAAGUGGCUAAAAACAUCUUUUUUAUUUAUGUUUUUUGAGAUGGGAUCUUACUACAUUGCCAAGGCUAUUCCCAACUUCUGGACUCAAGCAAUCCUCUCUGCUCAGCCUCCUGAGUACCUGGGAUUAUAGGUAUGUGCCAUUAUGCCUAACUCUUUAUUGAUUUUUUUUUUUUGAGACAGGGCACCCAGGCUGGAGUACAAUGGCACGAUCUUGGCUCACUACAACCUUCAUCUCCCUGGUUCAAGCAUCAGCCUCCCAAGUAGCUGGGUGGGACCACAGGUGCACACUGCCAUGCCCAGCUAAUUUUUGUAUUUUUAGUAGAGACAGGGUUUCCCCAUGUUAGCCAGGCUGAUCUCAAACUCCUGGUCUCAGCUGAUCUGCCAACUUUGGCUUCCCAAAGUGCUGGGAUUACAGGCGUGAGCCACCAUGCUUGGCCUUUAAGACAGAGUUUCAAUCUGUUGCCCAAGCUGGCAUGCAGUAGUGCAGUCAUGGCUCACUGCAGCCUUGACCUCCUGGGGUCAAGCAAUCCUCCCACCUCAGCCUCCUGAGUAGCUGGGACUGCAGGUGUGUGCCACCAUGCCUGGCUAAUUUUAAAAAUUUUAUUGGAGAUGAUGUCUCGCUAUGUUACCCAGGCUUGUCUCAAACUCCUAGGCUCAAGCAGUCUUCCUGCCUCAGUUUCCUAAAGUGUUGGAAUUACAGGCAUGAGCUACCAUGCCUGGCCUACAUUUUUAAAGAGACAGGGUUGCACUUUGUCACCCAGGCUGGAGUGAAAUGGCAUGAUCAUAGCUCACUGCAGCCUUGACCUCCUAGGCUCAAGCAAUCUGCCCAUCUAAGCAUCCCAAGUAGCUGGGACCACAGGUGUACACCACUGCACCUGGCUAAUUCUUUUUGUAGAGAUGCGGUAUUGCUAUGUUACCCAGGCUGGUCUUGAACUGCUGACCUCAAGCAAUCCUCCCUCAUUAGCCUUCCAAAGCACUGGGCUUAUAGCUGUGAGCCACCACACUGGGCCCUAAUAUAAUUCUCUUAAACAUGACCAAAUUAUUAAAUUUUUCCUGAUUUUCUAUAUUAUAUAGGGGUGUGUGUGUGUGUGUGUGUGUGUGUGUGUAUGUAUGAAUAUCAAGUCCUUGGAAAAUAAUGUGAAAACUUUAGAAUAAUAAAAUCUCAAAAGCAAAAUACAUGGAAACAAAGUAACACUUCCCUGCAUGGAGCCUGUGAGGUGUGUCUUGCCUCCCACCCCCACCCUCCUCUUCUCCCUCAGAGAUCACCUUCCUGCCUCCCACCACCCCUUUUGGGGCUGCCUCCACGUGGCCUGCUGAGGCUCUCCUCUGGCCCCUCACCUUCAGCACCCUCUGCAGCCCAGCAGCCUCUCUCCUAGACUCCUCUGUGGUACUCACUCACCCUUCUGCUUGGCCCUGUGCCUCCUCCUCUCCUUUUUCCUCUCCUAGGUUCUUCCUCCUCUUCCCAGGCCCACCAUCCUCCACCCCCUUGCAUUACAGGGGAUGGCUCAGCCACAAGAGACCGCAGAGGCCCCACUCGUGGCUACAGCCAGACCCCAGGCUUCUGCCCAAGCUUGGACUGCUUUUUCAGGUUAGACUUCCGGAACAUUCUGGAGAGUUUCCCCUUUCUGCUUUGUUUUCUUCCUCCUUGGCACAAACUUGCCCUUCUCUAAGUUCUCUGUUAUUUCAUCAGAAAUCUCUUAACUUUUGCUUUGCUCCUUAUCAUCUCUCCACACUCAUAAUUUCCCAAUCUCCUCCACAUCCCUUGCUUCAAUUUCUUUUUUUUUUUUUUUUUAAGACAGAGUUUUGCUCUGUCGCCCCAGCUGGGGUGCAAUGACAUGAUCUUGGCUCACUGCAACCUCCUCCUCUUGGGUUCAAGCAAUUCUCCUGCCUCAGCCUCCCGAGUAGCUGGGAUUACAGGUGCCUGCCAGCACACCCGGCUAUUUUUGUUGUUGUUGUUGUUAUUUUUAGUAGAGACAGGGUUUUGCCAUGUUGGCCAGGCUGAUCCUGAACUUCUGACCUCAGGUCAUCUACCUGUCUCAGCCUCCCAAAGUGCUGGGAUUACAGGUGUGAGCCACCGUAACCCACCCUUGCUUCAUUUGUUCACCCCCGCUCCACUUCUUUGCUUUCCCAUGGCUCUGCCCACCCAUCCCCAUGUAAGAGCCAGUGUCACAGGGACUAGGGUGUAGGAAAGCAAACCACAGGCAAUGACAACAAUUUAUUGAGCGCCUAUUAGGUAUCGAGCACCUAUUAGCACCUAUAAGCUUAUGAGGCAAUAGAGGGAGGCAGAUAACAAGUAAGAUAAACAAUGUCAAGUGGAGGCAGGCACCAUGGCUCACCCCUAUAAUCCCAACACUUUGGGAUGCUGAGGCAGGUGGAUCACUUGAGGUCAGGAGUUCGAGACAAGCCUGGCCAACAUGGCAAAAACCCAAUCUCUACUAAAAAUACAAAAAUUAGCCAGGUGUGGUGGCAUGUGCCUGUAAUCACAGCUACUCGGGAGGCUGAGGCAGGAGAAUCACUUGAACCCAGCGGUUGCAAUGAGCUGAGAUAGUGCCACUGCACUCCAGCUUUUGGAAAAAAAAUUUCAAGUGGUAAAAGAUGGAGAAAAUAAAGUCAGGAAGGAGGAGAGUGGGAACAGUAAGUUGAGAUUUGUUGUCCAAAGGUAGCCUUGCCCAGAAGUCAGUAUUUGAGUAAGGAUCAGGAGGUAAAUUAGUGAGUACUAAAAUAAUGGGGGAAGAGCUUUCCAGGUAAUGGGAACAGCAAGUGCCAAGGCCCAGAGGUGACAGCAGGUCUCAGGAGAGAGGGCGGCAGGCAGUGUGGUCCAAGUAGAGUGAAUGACAGGAAGGUGGAGGGGCAGUGAGGUGGGUGAUCUCAUUGAGACUUAGGGGCCACUUUGAACGAGGAGGGCACCCACAGACCUUUUAUCACCUGCAGCUUCCUUUUUUUUUUGAGAUGGAGUCUUACUCUGUCACCCAGGCUAGAAUGUAGUGGUGCAGUCUCAGCUCACUGCCACUUUCACCUCCCAGGUUCAAACAAUUCUCCUGCCUCAGCCUCCUGAAUAGCUGGGAUUACAGGAGUGUGCCAACACACCUGGCUAAUUUUUGUAUUUUUAGUAGAAACAGCGUUUUGCCAUGUUGCCCAAGCUGGUCUCAAACUCCUGACUUCAAGUGAUCUGCCCACCUUGGCCUGCCAAAGUGCUGGGAUUACAGGCGUGAGCCACCGUGCCCAGCCAUGCAGCCUGUUCAGCUUGUUUACGGAGAGUGCUUUGAGGCCAAGAUGAUAAAAUGUUGUAAAAUAAGAAAUAUAAGCCAGGUUCGGUGGCAUGUGCCUAUAAUCCCAACACUUUGAAGGCAGAGGCGGGUGGAUCGCUUGAGCCUAGGAGUUUAAGACCAGCUUGGGCGACAUGUUGAAACUUCAUCUCUACAAAAAAUACAAAAAUUAGCUAAGCGUGUUGGUGGCAUGCCUGUAGUCCUAACUACUUGGGGUGCUGAGGUAGGAGGAUUGCUUGAGUCCAGGAGUACUGCACUCCAGCCUUGGCGAUAGAGUUGAGACCCUGUCCCCAUAAUGGAAAAAUAAAAGAAAUACAUAUAACCAUAACCCAGCCAGUUUUUUUGCCUCUAUAAAAAAGGAAGCAGUGAUGCCCAGCCCUUUUCAUGCCACCCCCCAACUUGGCCUCGGUGACUAUUGUUUCAGCCCCUCUUCUCUGGUAGCAGCCGUUUCUCCUCAUUGGCCCAAAAAGAGGAGAGUAAGUGUGUUGAUCUGCCCUGGGUCCAUCCACCUGCUCUGUCUCUUUGUCUGUGAGGGUGACUGAAUGAAGUGCUGCCUGCCACCUGCCUUUCUGUGCCUCUCGCCGGCUGUUUGCUGCAUUGGAGGGCUGGCUACAAUGUGUGAAAGUGGAUCAAUUGGUAACAAUAAGUCGAGAGAUGGGUCAUCUGACCUGUACAAAACCAGAUAAGCUUCUGCAGUCUUUGCACAGAAAUCUAAAAUCUCAGCUGGAUUGGCAAAGGGAGAGAAUCAGAAACGGGAGCUGUGAGAGGUGCCACAUUUCCCUGACCAUGAGGUCUUCUUCCCCAAUACCCCCCUUCCCCCCAGCGGCAUCCUUUACCUCAGAGGGCCUGGCUGUGUCCUCAGCAAGCUCUGCAGCUACACUGCAGUGCGCGGCACCUCUGCCUGCCACGCUCCACUCUGUUGGAACUGAAUCACCGCUUGGGGGUUGGGAACCUGUGUUGCUUCUUACAGUACCCGGUGCUGCCUCUUCCCUGCAGGCAGAGCUCAGGCUGGGCUCAGCACCCUCUGCACAGGCUGGGAAGGUGAGGAGGGAAUGCAGACCCCACCAUCGGCCCUGGAAGGCUGAAACUUCAUCAUUGUAGGCAUCAUCCUCUGUUGUCCCUCCCCAGUUCUUCUAGGGAGUCAGCAGCCCCACACUACCAGGCCUCCGUUUUUGUGCCCCUCCCCCAGAGUGCCCUCUGCAGUUCUUUGGAACACAGAGUUGCAAGAUCAGUGUUUGUGUUUCCUUUAGUUUGGAAAGUCAUUUUCCAUCCAGAAGCUUGUCUGAUUCUUACAACAACCUUGAAGAACAGGGAGCCAGGUCUUGGCAUCCUCCCUUGGUGGGAUUUGGCUCCAAGUCUGCUGGGUCGCAGCCAGGAGCCUGUUUACUACAUCGGAAGACCCUUCAUGAAAUGUUUUGAACAUCUGUUGAAUACAAUGAAGCUUCUUGCCCCCAAAAUGCCGGUACAGCUGACGACAGCCCUGCGUGUGGUGGGCACUAGCCUGUUUGCCCUGGCAGUGCUGGGUGGCAUCCUGGCAGCCUAUGUGACAGGCUACCAGUUCAUCCACACGGAAAAGCACUACCUGUCCUUCGGCCUGUACGGUGCCAUCCUGGGCCUGCACCUGCUCAUUCAGAGCCUGUUUGCCUUCCUGGAGCACCGGCGCAUGCGGCGGGCUGGCCAGGCCCUGAAGCUGCCCUCCCCACGGCGGGGCUCGGUGGCACUGUGCAUCGCCGCAUACCAGGAGGACCCUGACUACCUGCGCAAGUGCCUGCGCUCGGCCCAGCGCAUCUCCUUCCCUGACCUCAAGGUGGUCAUGGUGGUGGACGGCAACCGCCAGGAGGACGCCUACAUGCUGGACAUCUUCCAUGAGGUGCUGGGUGGCACCGAGAAGGCCGGCUUCUUUGUGUGGCGCAGCAACUACCAUGAGGUGGGCGAGGGUGAGACAGAGGCCAGCCUGCGAGAGGGCAUGGACCGUGUGCAGGAUGUGGUGCGGGCCAGCACCUUCUCGUGCAUCAUGCAGAAGUGGGGAGGCAAGCGCGAGGUCAUGUACACAGCAUUCAAGGCCCUCGGAGAUUCGGUGGACUACAUCCAGGUGUGCGACUCUGACACCGUGCUGGAUCCAGCCUGUACCAUCGAGAUGCUUCGAGUCCUGGAGGAGGAUCCCCAAGUAGGAGGAGUUGGGGGAGAUGUCCAAAUCCUGAACAAGUACGACUCGUGGAUUUCCUUCCUGAGCAGCGUGCGGUACUGGAUGGCCUUCAACGUAGAGCGGGCCUGCCAGUCCUACUUUGGUUGCGUGCAGUGUAUUAGCGGGCCUUUGGGCAUGUACCGCAACAGUCUCCUCCAGCAGUUCCUGGAGGACUGGUACCAUCAGAAGUUCCUAGGCAGCAAGUGCAGCUUCGGGGAUGACCGGCACCUCACCAACCGAGUCCUGAGCCUUGGCUACCGAACUAAGUAUACUGCACGCUCCAAAUGCCUCACAGAGACCCCCACUAAGUACCUCCGGUGGCUCAACCAGCAAACCCGCUGGAGCAAGUCUUACUUCCGUGAGUGGCUCUACAACUCUCUGUGGUUCCAUAAGCAUCACCUCUGGAUGACCUACGAGUCAGUGGUCACGGGUUUCUUCCCCUUCUUCCUCAUUGCCACUGUCAUACAGCUUUUCUACCGUGGCCGCAUCUGGAACAUUCUCCUCUUCCUGCUGACGGUGCAGCUGGUGGGCAUCAUCAAGGCCACCUACGCCUGCUUCCUUCGGGGCAAUGCAGAGAUGAUCUUUAUGUCCCUCUACUCCCUCCUCUAUAUGUCCAGCCUUCUGCCAGCCAAGAUCUUUGCCAUUGCUACCAUCAACAAGUCAGGCUGGGGCACCUCUGGCCGAAAAACCAUCGUGGUGAACUUCAUUGGCCUCAUCCCUGUGUCCAUCUGGGUGGCAGUUCUCCUGGGAGGGCUGGCCUAUACAGCUUAUUGCCAGGACCUGUUCAGUGAGACAGAGCUAGCCUUUCUUGUCUCUGGAGCCAUCCUGUAUGGCUGCUACUGGGUGGCCCUCCUCAUGCUUUAUCUGGCCAUUAUUGCCCGGCGAUGUGGGAAGAAGCCUGAGCAGUAUAGCUUGGCUUUUGCUGAGGUGUGACAUGACCCCCAAGCAGAGCGGGUAAAGUGCAAUGGGUAAGGGAGGGAAGGGGAACAGAAGAAGAAAAGAUGGGGAGGGAGGAGGGAGGAGGGAGUGCCGUGUUUUAGUCUCUUAAUGGUCCAAAGGACAAAUCUAAAAUGCAAAGAAUGGUGACGUAGUGUGGCCUGGAAGCUCUGCUUAGAGGAGGCAGCACUGAUCCCCAGGUGCAGGGCAGGAGUGGCUUCUGUGUUUCCAGGCUGCCUGUCUCCUUGCAUCUGCAUGUGGGCAGUAGCCUCCCCCUGGGCUCCAGAGGGCACUCAGAAGUGUGCUAAGCCAAUUAAGUCCCAUUUAGUGGCAGCUUGUGAUAGGUACCUGAGUGAUGGCAACCUGUGGAAAGAGGUUCUCCCAGCCCAUCUGAACACAACCAGAGGUGGCAGGAGAAUUUCUACUGAGCGAGCUGGGCUGGUUAGUGUAUGUUACCCCCACCCCACCCCUAAGUAGUUAUCAAUGCAAUAAGAUUGCACCUGAGAUACAAGGCCCAGAAGCCUGAUCUCUGGGCAUCAGAAAACAGGGUCCAGGAAUGGUGCUUUAUGUGAGAUACUCCACUCCACAUCAACAUUCCAGGGAUGAGCCAAACCAGCAGGGAGUUAGCACUGAACUGCUUUUAAAGUGUACACUAAAAAGGAAAGUUUGCCAGGAAGAACAAAGAGAUUGUGGUGGUGCUAAAGGAGGCCCUAAGCUAUAUGGAGGCCUUGGGUGUUCCACCUGGAAAUUGCUCAGACAUCUAGAUGGGCUCUUAGCUUGUCGGUGAUCUCUGCUGGGGAGAUAAAAAAAGAUCAAGCCCCAACAUGUUCAGAAAAGAAGUGAAGUCUUGGUAUUUUAACCCGUAUACUCUGAAUUCCUCUCAAAUUCAGCUCUGAUCUGAGGCUAAGACACUCACUUCACUUUCUUCAAAAGCAGUUUUUGAGGUGUAACAGCAGUCACCUCUUCUACUGUCAUCAUCAUGGGUAAGUUUUUCAAGGUAGCAACUGGGGCAGAGCCCAGGCUCUUAUAGAACCCUCCACAGGAGGCAAGCCUGUUCUCGGAACAUAUGGGAACUAUGAGGAGCCUCUGAUCAAAUUGGCUACAAUCUUGUAGUUGCUUGGACAGAUUCCUUGGCAGUCGGGUUAGCGUGUGUGAUGUUCAGGCUACUGUUCUUGACAAUCAUCUCCAAUGGAAAGCUUUUCAGUGUUCCCAAAGUGAACUCUCAAAUCCAAAAUGGUUAUCUUUAAGACCAUCCAUUCUCCUCAGUGGCUUCUCCAGGGAAUUCUUACAGCCAAGUUGUGACAGUCACUGCAUUGCUUGCUUUCCAGAAACCAAAUUAGGAGAUAGAGCUGGUUCCUGCAUCCUAAGGUUCUUGCUUUCUCUGUCUUCUGAGGCUGUUUUCCCUCUGCUGCUUUUGGAGAAUGAGGGGAAGCCAUAUUCCAGUGACUUGCAAUCCAUGCUGUUCUCAGCUUUUGAGUUUAAAACCUGGGAUCCUCAGCCUUUAACUUAGAGGUUGCUUGCUUGCCCUCCAAAUGUCGUUUCUGAGGGGCCAGCUAGCCCGUGCAGAACCAGCACUAAUGUGGACAGCAGCAGACAGGGCAAGCCUCUAGUGUACCGCGGUGCUUCCUACAAAGACGCAAAGUGUGCUCUGAGCCACAGAUGGGCAAACUCUGGUGCUUUCCUUCAUCUCCCAUGAACUCAAGGGUUUUCCAGGUGUAGCCAACAGUUGUCACAUCACACAGACUGAGUUUCUGCUAAGACUGGUGGUUGACAUAGGACCCAACCCAUGAAAGCUGGAAGGCAGCAAGCAUUUGCUAAGGCCGCCCGCUCCAGGCAAUCGUUCUGCUGGCCAAGAAGUAAACUAUUUUGAGCAUUACAAUGGAGGAAAUCCGGUCAACCAAGUGCAGAGUUCAGACUUCACUAAGGGCUUGUUUUUCUUCAGCAUUUACUUGAAGAUUAACGUAGAAUGACAGGCUGUCCCACCAACAGCUCUGCCUUGCACUGUGGUCAUCAACUUUCCUCAAAUCAAAAAUAGGCAGGUACAGGUAGUGGGCUCACAACGUUUGACCUCGACUGGUUUUUCUAAGUUAUUUUGUGUAUUUUUCAGCAGCAAAACCAAACUGGGUCUUCAGCUUUAUUCCCAUUUCUGGCAAGGGAAGAGCCUUUAUACAAUUGGACGCAUUUUGGUUUUUCCUCACUGAGAAUUCUAAUCCUCUUUUGUAUUGUUUUUACAAUAAUUUGUAAACAUAUUUAUUUUUACCUGCCUUUUUUUUUUUUUAACUUUUCAGGUCAAGUUUUUUAUACUGCACUUGUCAAAAUAAAGAUUCUCACAUAUGCUGGUUA